UCCUCUUUGAAUAUCUAUUAUGCUGUAUGCUGAGGACUAGACUGACCAAUGACUUUCAGGGAUCUGUUCUGCCUCUCUCUUCUGCUGUCCUGUGCGGCCGUACUACCAUGAGCACUUCUACUCCAUCCUCAGCUAAUGGCAACGAUAGCAGACAGUUUAAAGGAGACCGUUCUCCCUGUGGUCCUUCCCGAGUGCUCCACGUCCGCAAGGUUCCCAUCGAGGUGUCUGAGGCUGAGCUCAUCUCUCUAGGAGUCCCCUUCGGUAGAGUCACCAACCUGUUGAUGCUGAAAGGGAAAAACCAGGCUUUUAUAGAAAUGGCUUCUGAAGAGGCAGCGAUCACCAUGGUGAACUACUACACCACAGCAACACCUCACGUACGCAACCAGCCAGUCUACAUCCAGUACUCCAACCACCGCGAGCUCAAGACAGACAACCUGCCCAAUCAGGGGAGAGCUCAGGCAGCGUUGCAGGCAGUCAACGCAGUGCAUUCUGGGAAUAUGGCGUUGGGCGGUUCAGCAUCGGGCAGUGAUGGAGCCUUGAUGCCAGGACAGAGCCCCGUGCUGCGCAUCAUUGUAGAAAACCUCUUCUAUCCUGUAUCACUGGAGGUCCUACACCAGAUCUUCUCUAAGUUCGGGACGGUCCUGAAGAUCAUCACUUUCACCAAGAACAACCAGUUCCAGGCCCUGCUACAAUAUGCUGACCCGAUGAAUGCCCACCACGCCAAAGUGACUUUGGAUGGUCAGAACAUCUAUAACGCGUGCUGCACUCUGCGUGUGGAGUUCUCCAAGCUGACCAGCCUGAAUGUGAAGUACAACAACGACAAGAGCCGAGACUUCACCCGCCUGGACCUUCCCUCCGGAGACGGACAGCCCACCAUGGACCCUGCUAUGACCGCCGCCUUCGGUGCUCCAGGUAUCAUCUCUUCACCUUAUGCUGGGGCAGCAGGUUUUUGCCCCACGAUCGGAUUCUCCCAAGCAGGUCUGUCCAUGCACACGAUGGCAGGAAUGGGACCCCUCGUCUCGGGACGGAUGACCCUGCACGGCAUGGCGCCCAUCGCCGUUCACUCUGUUCUCCUUGUCUCCAACCUCAACCCCGAUAGCAUAUCACCACACGAACUGUUCAUCCUAUUUGGGGUGUAUGGUGAUGUGCAUCGGGUCAAGAUUCUGUUCAACAAGAAAGAGAAUGCCUUAAUCCAGAUGGCCGACGCUACUCAGGCCCAGCUUGCAAUGUCCCACCUGAACGGCCAGAGGCUGCACGGCAAGGUGAUCAGAGUGACCAUCUCUAAGCACCAGACGGUCCAGCUGCCCAGGGAGGGACAGGAAGACCAGGGCCUCACUAAAGACUUCAGCGGCUCCCCGCUAGCCUGGAUCAGAACUUUCAAGAAGCCUGGAUCCAAGAACUUUCAGAACAUCUUCCCUCCCUCUGCCACCCUCCAUCUAUCCAACAUCCCCCCGUCUGUAACAGAGGACGUCCUAAAGGACCUUUUCUCUGGACCUGGAUACACAGUUAAGGCCUUCAAGUUCUUCCAGAAAGACCGGAAGAUGGCUCUGAUCCAGUUGGGUUCAGUGGAGGAGGCCAUCCAGGCCCUGAUCGACCUCCACAACCACGACCUGGGAGAGAACCAUCACCUCCGCGUGUCCUUCUCCAAGAGCACCAUCUGACCCGCCUGAACCCCCACUUCCCCACCCCUAAGGCCCCACUCCUGGGCUGGGCUAGCGGGAGUGAGCGACAGAAUGACCCACUUUGACUUAAAAACAACAGACAAUUGACUAGUUUAGAUGAUAUUGUUGAGUAAUAGACUACUGUAAUGCGAGGCCUUCAGAUAGAGACAGAGCUGGUCUGGAAGGAGUGAUGGUUGAUUUAUUCAGGGCAGGAAGAGAACAGAGUCGGGAUGAGUUGGCAUGGUGCAUCAUUAAAUCCUUAAAUAGGACCCUAACCCACGGGAUGGGAGAGAGGAAUUCAACUCUCCUUUAUCUGGCAUUAUAGGACCCUAUCCCACAGAAUGGGAGAGAGGUAUUCAACGCUCUUGGGAGGUUUCUGCCAAGUAUACCAUAGACACACCUAUACCACAGACACACAAGUAUACCAUAGACACACCUAUACCACAGACACACAAGUAUACCAUAGACACACCUAUACCACAGACACACAAGUAUACCACAGACACACCAAUCAUUGAAUACUUGACACUUAGCCCUGCUAUACAAUCAAGUUGCACAAUAUGCAUGAGUUAUGAAAGCUCACCUGCAACUCACCACCUACAGACCCACCUACAGACCCACCAUCUACAGACCCACCUACAGA
This is a messenger RNA of Oncorhynchus gorbuscha (pink salmon), 2304 nucleotides long. Its product is annotated as polypyrimidine tract-binding protein 3-like. Gene Ontology annotation, molecular function: mRNA binding. Gene Ontology annotation, biological process: regulation of RNA splicing; mRNA processing. The record is from RefSeq and is a predicted model, not a curated record. Gene Ontology annotation, cellular component: nucleus. Lineage: Eukaryota; Metazoa; Chordata; Actinopteri; Salmoniformes; Salmonidae.